AGCUGGAUCCGAACACUGAUGGUGAUGACCUGGAAUUUAUCAAAGAGAGAUGAUUAACGGGCCAGAAGAAAAUGGACAUUACAAAGGACGCCCGUCAAACAAAUCUUUCCUCUAUGAGAUAGUCGCAAACAAAAGGAAUGGCCUCGAUGUGGACAAGUUUGACUAUUUUGCCAGAGAUUUCCAUCACCUUGGAAUUAAGAACAGCUUUGACCACAAUCGCUACAUUACAUUUGCCAGAGUCCUUGAGGUGGACGGUCAAUGGCAGAUCUGCACAAGAGACAAGGAGGUCCCCAAUAUUUAUGAAAUGUUCCAUAUGAGGAGUUCUCUCCACAGAAAGGCCUACCAGCACAAAACCAAUAAGGUCACUGAGCUCAUGAUCAGAGAUGCCUUACUUAAAGCAGAUAAAACAUACAAGAUUUCUGAAGCUAUAGGCGACAUGGAGAAGUACACUGAGCUCACAGAUGGCAUCUUUGAAAAAAUACUUUACUCCACUGAAGAAGAGCUCAAGGAUGCACGAGAAAUACUACAAAAUAUUCAUUCUCGGAAACUGUACAGAUGUCUAGGAGAGACUAAACUGACAGAUGAGCUUGCCACAAAGAAAAAAGAUGACUUUGAAAUAAUUAAAGAAAAAUGGAAAUCUGAACUGGCAGCAAUGCCCACUUAUAAAGACGAAGAACGACUGAGCGAAAGUCAUUUUGAAAUCAUUGUCACUACCUUUGACUUUGGAAAAAAAGAAAAAAACCCUAUGGAUAACCUGAAUGUCUAUAACAAGUUUGACAAUAAGAAAGGAUUCAAGGUCCCCCGUGAGCAGGUUUCUCAGUUUCUCUUGCCACAUAAGUUUUCUGAGAAAUGGAUCAGUGUCUAUUGUACGAGCUUGGAUGAAAACACUCAGAGAGUCGCUCAGAGGAAUUUUUACGAGUGGUGCCAAAGGAAUAACUUGAACCUUUCUCCGAGGCCACCUCAGCUGCAGAAAGAUGAUCCACAACCAAAGAGGCCACCUCAGCUGCAGCAAGUCAAACGACAAACAAAGGUGUUCAAUGAUCCUAUCCAUGGACAUAUGGAGUUUGAUCCUAUUCUGGUUAAAAUCAUAGACACACCUCAGUUCCAGAGACUUCGAUACAUCAAACAGCUGGGAGGAGCCUAUUUCGUUUACCCAGGAGCAUCUCACAGCAGAUUUGAACACUCACUUGGAGUGGCACACUUAGCCGGGCUGUUUUUGAAAGCUUUACAAAAGGAUCAACCAGAAAUUAUUGAUGACAAGGACAUACUUUGUGUGCAAAUUGCUGGUCUUUGCCAUAACCUUGGACACGGACCUUUUUCAGAUGUGUUUGACAGAAUCUUCUUUAAAAAACACAACCCAGACCUUGAUUGGAAGAAAUCGCAGGAACUGUGCUUCAGACGGAUCUGUCAAAUGAUGACAAGACUUUCAUUAAAGAAAUUAUCAAAGGGAUUGACUAUGAACAGGAGACACCAAAAGGCCGCAAGGAAAAGGAGAAGCACUUCCUCUACGACAUAGUGAGCAACAAAAGAAAUGGAGUCGGUGUGAAACUCUUUGACUCAGUGGCCAGGGAUUGCUAUCACCUGGGCCUAAAGACUAAUUUUGACCAUCAUCGGUUCAUCAAACAUGCCAAAGUGCUUAAAGUUGAUGACAAGAAUCAAAUCUGCAUCAGAGACAAGGUGA
Boleophthalmus pectinirostris (great blue-spotted mudskipper) is the source of this 1681-nucleotide messenger RNA. Its product is annotated as deoxynucleoside triphosphate triphosphohydrolase SAMHD1-like. Gene Ontology annotation, biological process: dGTP catabolic process; defense response to virus; regulation of innate immune response. The record is from RefSeq and is a predicted model, not a curated record. The coding region runs from base 50 to 1516 and encodes 488 amino acids. Gene Ontology annotation, molecular function: dGTPase activity. NCBI's taxonomy places the organism in Eukaryota, Metazoa, Chordata, Actinopteri, Gobiiformes, Gobiidae. Gene Ontology annotation, cellular component: nucleus. The transcript is spliced from 18 exons.